AUGGGCGAUCCUUUUGAAUAUUUCAAGGACAACAUCCCAAAUUUGAAUGAACGGCUUGUCACACUACAAAGAACAAUUGUGGAACAUGUUACGUCACAACCCCUUCUGUUCCCAGAUAACAUCAACAAACUUUCACUCAACGAUCAAAUAACAGAAUUAAACAAGUGUCUCGAUUUAGAAGUUGCAAGAGAAGACAAGUUCAACAAAAUGAAACUCGAAGUCACUUUAACAUACGCAGCUUUAGAGGAUUUGUUUGAAUUAAUGAAAGCAACCAAAGAGAAGUGUGACAGUGAAGGAAAGAUGAUUGAGGACUUUCGCAAUGCAAUUUUGAAAAUGUUAAUAGACAAGGAAAGGUGUCGACUCGACAAAGAAAUCAAGACGAACACGUUCAGGAAGUCACAACUUCAAGUUGAGUUCAGAGAACGGGAGAAUGAGAUUAAAAGGAAAAUGAGUAUGAAAGUAGUCGAACCCCAACACGCCGCCACUUUCAAGACCAUUCCACAAUCAUCCAAACCAAUACCACAACCUAAAAAUAUGAACACAAUAGAAGUAACAACUCAAUUAGAAGGUAAUGCAAAGACCGGAAGUGUCAACACCGACACUUCUGAAACAAUUGACAGUCCAGAAAUCAUCUUAGAGGAACAAAAGAAAAAAACACAGAGAUUUGAGAAACGGCGCAUAUUCAAAAGAAGUCGAAAUGACAAGGAAAAAAUUAGGGUAUUGGAGAAAUCUCAAAUAGAUGUGGAGAAAAACAAAGAACUCGACAACCCUAUCAAAUUGGAAACUGUUCAAGAAAAAGACGAAAAAUGCAAUGAAACAAAGAAUGAAAUCAAACAUGAAGUCAUUCCAUUCCCAAAAAUAGAACAUGACGGCAUCUAUGACAAAAUACUAAUGAAGCAACAACCACAAAACGAUAUUAAAAAUAGAACAACUGACACUGAAGGAAAGUCAAAGCCGACAGAAUUGAUAAGUAAAGAAAUAAAUGACCGACUCAAGAAUCAAAGUGACAUAAUAGAAAUGAAGAGCGAAACAAUUAAUACACCAAAUAAUUUAAUAAACACAGUGGACGUGUUAAAUGCAGCAGAGAAAAACACACCAAAAAGAAAUGAGAAGUUUGAGGAAUUUGACAAUCUCCCAAAAGACGAAGAAAAAACGAAAUUACACACCGCGCCAGUUUUAAUAGAAGAAAAGUUAAAGGACACCAGUGAGACUUCUUUUGCCGACAAAGAUGAGUUACUCUACUUUGACAGCAACAUGUAUGAAGGCACCAAAAAGACUUCAAAUAGCACAACAAACAGUUCAGAAUCGGUAUCAAAGAAACACAAUUUAGUGAUACGCAUUCCAUCCUCAAAACCCCUUCUAAUCGCCUCCCCAAAACCAACGCAAACGAGUCGGACUGAAAAAUCGGAGAAGCCGAAAAUGAGUCGAAGUGUCCGGACGUCUGAAGGGAAGUACGAUGAGAAUUUUUUGAGUGCAAAAGAGAAGCAGAAGAUUUCUGAGUAUUGCGGUGAAGCACUUGGAAAGGUCUUCUACGACUCUCAAAUCAAUCCAUGUGGAAGAGGAAGUAAAACGUUCUUCUUGCGAGCUACAGAGUGCGGCAAUGGCUUUGUCAUCGUGAUCGACGACAUCAAAGGAAAUCGUUUUGGAGCAGCCAUUUUCAGUAGAAUUCUUCAUAUAGCUGAACCAGUCAAAGAUAAAAGGGCGUUUCUCUUCACAUUGAGAACAAAAGACGAGAUAGGAGAGACUACUGAGAAAGUCGAGUUCUUCAGAAUUAAAGCGAAUAAGGCGGAAUACGCUUUCUAUGUCGGAACACUCCAAGGGAAACGACUCUUUGAUAUUGGAGACGGUGACAUCAUGCUACUCAAAAGAGAGAAAGGAAAGCUGAUGGUCUACUGCGAACAAAAC
Messenger RNA from Entamoeba invadens IP1, 1905 nucleotides. RefSeq lists its product as hypothetical. The record is from RefSeq and is a predicted model, not a curated record. The transcript has a single exon. The annotation marks the transcript as partial. Lineage: Eukaryota; Evosea; Mastigamoebida; Endamoebidae.